AUGAAGUCCGUACUCGGCCCUAGCAGCAGUAGCAGCAGCGGCGCAGAGUUACGGGCUGCCUUGUUCCAUCAUCAUCAUCAAUGGGCUGACGGCCGCAAGAGCGCGAGUGGCAACAAUCGUGAACAGCAGCAGCAGCAAGCACAAGGCACGAGUGCUGGUGGUUACAAGCCCAGCGGAGGCAGGAAGGGCCGCACCGCCCGGGCCCGGGGACGCAGCAAGACAAAUGUCUGGCUCAAGCUGCUGAAGAUCAAGAGGAAAGCCAGCGGCAGUAGCAGGCACCACGACGCCUGGAUCAUGGAUGCCAUUCGAGGCAUAUACUGCCUUUUCAACGUGAGCAAGGUACAAAACGACGGAUUCGUAUCGAGGCUCCACGUGCUCACGGCAGCUCUGCUGCUGACGUUUUCCGCGAUGGUCUCGAUGAAACAGGCCGUCGGCAAUCCCAUCGAUUGCGUACAUACCAGAGACAUACCGGCCGAGGCGUUCAACGCCUACUGCUGGAUUCACAGCACGUACUUCGUGACGAGCGCGAUGCUCGGCGUCGCCGGGGUCAACGUGGCGUUUCCCGGGGUCGGCCCUUCGAUGCUCUACCAGUAUCGGCAGCGGCUGGCCGCGCAGCAGCAGGCUGCGAGCUCGGACGGCCGACACGGCAGCGAUCCUGUCACCCGACACAUCAAGUACUACCAGUGGGUGCCCUUCUUCCUCGUUUUCCAGGUGAGUGCGACAUAUAGAGAAAUAAGCUAG
Messenger RNA from Trichogramma pretiosum, 741 nucleotides. Its product is annotated as innexin shaking-B-like. NCBI's taxonomy places the organism in Eukaryota, Metazoa, Arthropoda, Insecta, Hymenoptera, Trichogrammatidae. Gene Ontology annotation, molecular function: gap junction channel activity. The coding region runs from base 1 to 741 and encodes 246 amino acids. The record is from RefSeq and is a predicted model, not a curated record. The transcript has 3 exons. Gene Ontology annotation, cellular component: plasma membrane; gap junction.